AUGGCUAUUAUAGCCACUGUUGGAGGUAUGCUCUUUGGUUUCGAUAUCUCGUCUAUGUCAGCCAUCGUCAUUACCGACCAGUACAUCAAUUACUUCAACAAUCCGUCUGGUGUUGUUCAAGGCGCCAUUGGUUCUGCUCUCGCUGCUGGGUCUGUUAUUGGUAGUUUGAUGGCCGGUCCCAUUUCCGACAAAUGGGGCCGCCGUGACAGUAUCAUGUUUGGCUGCCUCUGGUGGUUGGCCGGAACUGCCGUCCAAGUCUCUACUAAGGGAAUUGGCUCGCUGAUCGCCGGUCGUGUUCUGAACGGUGUCUGCGUCGGUAUCUCUUCGUCUCAAGUCCCAGUUUAUCUCGCCGAGAUCGCUCCACGAGAUACUCGGGGUCGUAUUAUCGUCAUCCAACAACUUGCUAUCGAAUGGGGUAUUUUGAUCAUGUACUUCAUUGGCUACGGAUGCUCUAAAAUUGAUGGCACGGCGUCUUUCCGAACUGCUUGGGGAACACAAUUCAUUCCCUGUGUUUUGCUCAUGUUGGGCCUUCCGUUCCUCCCUAGAUCUCCGAGAUGGCUUGCCAAGGUCGGUCGCGAGGAGGAAGCAAUUCAAGUUCUCGCCGAUAUCCAAGCAGGUGGUAACAAGGACGAUCCCGUUGUUAUUGCCGAGUGGGAAGAAAUCUACACCGUGCUCAAUGCAGAGCGUGAGACGAUUAGGGGAUGGAGAAAGUUCUUCGUCAACGGCAUGUGGAAACGAACUCUUGCCGGAAUGAGUGUCCAGGCGUGGCAGCAAAUGAGCGGUGCCAAUGUUAUCGUAUACUACAUUGGAUAUGUCUUCCUGAUGGCUGAUCUUCAAGGCGAUGUUAACCUGAUUUCUUCUGGUAUUCAAUAUGCACUCUUCAUCAUCUUCACUACGAUCAUGUUCUUUUUCAUCGAUAAAACUGGUCGUCGACCGCUCCUUGUCUAUGGUGCUCUCGGGAUGGCCGUCUGCCACUUCGUUGUUGGUGGCUUGCUUGGCACUUACAGCGUUCCCGUCCCCGAGGGCGUCGGUGGUAACCACAACGUUGUCAUCAGAGUUACUGGUGCCCCCGCACACGGCGUCAUCGCAUUCAGCUACCUUCUGAUCAUCGUCUAUGCGUUGACCCUAGCCCCUGUCGCCUGGGUCUACGCCGCCGAGGUUUGGUCGCUCGGGACGCGUGCGACCGGUAUGUCGCUGGCUGCUGUGGCUAACUGGCUAUUCAACUUCGCCCUUGGCCUCUUCACGCCUCCAGGCUUCCUGAACAUCAAAUACAAGGUAUUCAUCAUCUUUGGAGUACUUUGUGUUGGGGCUGCCAUCCAGGCCUGGUUUACCUACCCCGAAACUUGCGGUAAGACUAUCGAGGAAAUCGAGGUGCUGUUUGCUAAGGGCGCGAUGCCCGCAUGGAGGACUAAGAAGGGCGGUUCUCGUCUUGAAGCUGAAAUCCAGGCCGUAUUGAACCGCAAGGAGCAUGGUGAAGACGUGCACGCGGUUGUUCACGAAGAACUAGAGAAGACUGCGUCUGCAAAGGAAGUGCCUACACAGACAGCGUAA
This is a messenger RNA of Annulohypoxylon truncatum, 1551 nucleotides long. RefSeq names its product general substrate transporter. Gene Ontology annotation, cellular component: membrane. Gene Ontology annotation, molecular function: carbohydrate:proton symporter activity. The coding region runs from base 1 to 1551 and encodes 516 amino acids. The transcript is spliced from 6 exons. Gene Ontology annotation, biological process: transmembrane transport; carbohydrate transport. Lineage: Eukaryota; Fungi; Ascomycota; Sordariomycetes; Xylariales; Hypoxylaceae. The record is from RefSeq and is a predicted model, not a curated record.